GAUGAGCAGGCGGAGUGACAUCGGGAGAACCACACCCUUCUCGCGUUAUAAAUGCAGCUUGGAUGAGUGCGCACAGCCCCUUCCAAACUCAGAGGGACGCUGCAGAGAAGGGUGGGUCGGUCACUGCUGCAACAAUCAUGGCACCAGCUGGAGCAAAGAAGGGCAUUUUGGAGCGUCUGGAUGCUGGAGAGAUCGUCAUCGGGGACGGAGGCUUUGUCUUCGCCCUUGAGAAGCGGGGUUAUGUAAAGGCAGGACCGUGGACACCUGAGGCUGCCGCCGAGCACCCUGAAGCGGUGCGGCAGCUGCACCGGGAGUUCCUGAGGGCCGGCGCCAACGUCAUGCAGACGUUCACUUUCUACGCGAGCGAUGACAAACUGGAGAACAGAGGCAACACUCAGCGCUUCACUGGGGCGCAGAUAAACGAGGCAGCCUGUGACCUGGCCAGGGAGGUGGCCAAUGAGGGCGAUGCUCUGGUGGCAGGAGGAGUCUCUCAGACCCCCUCUUACCUCAGCUGCAAGAGCGAGGAUGACGUCAAGGCCGUCUUUAAGAAACAGAUUGACGUCUUUGUCAAGAAGGACGUGGACUUCUUGAUUGCAGAGUACUUUGAGCACGUGGAAGAGGCCGAGUGGGCGGUGCAGGUUCUGAAGACCACCGGGAAGCCUGUGGCUGCAACUCUGUGUAUCGGACCUGAAGGAGAUCUGAACGGCGUGAGCCCCGGAGACUGUGCUGUCAGACUCGUCAGAGCUGGAGCUCAGAUUGUGGGCAUUAACUGCCACUUUGACCCGGAGACCUGCGUGAAGACUGUGAAGAUGAUGAAGGAGGGAGUGGAGAAGGCCGGGCUGAAGGCUCACUACAUGAGCCAGCCGCUGGCUUACCACACUCCUGACUGCAACCGCCAGGGUUUCAUUGAUCUGCCCGAGUUCCCCUUCGGUCUGGAGCCCAGGAUCCUGACCAGAUGGGACAUGCAGAAAUACGCCCGGGAAGCGUACAACGCUGGCAUUCGUUACAUCGGAGGCUGCUGUGGGUUCGAACCCUAUCACACCCGUGCCCUUUCUGAGGAGCUGGCGUCCGAGAGGGGUUUCCUGCCCGCUGGCUCAGAGAAACAUGGCACCUGGGGCAGCGGUCUGGAGAUGCACACGAAGCCCUGGGUCCGAGCCAGGGCCCGUCGUGACUACUGGGAGAACCUGAAGCCCGCGUCUGGCCGUCCCUACUGCCCCUCGCUGUCAACGCCCGAUAGCUGGGGUGUCACCAAAGGCCACGCCGACCUGAUGCAGCAGAAGGAAGCCACCUCCCAGGAGCAGCUGCAGGCUCUCUUUGAAAAGGCCAACAAAGGCCUCUGAGUUUCCUCCAAAGGCUUCUGCACGUAAAGAGGAUGGCACACUGAAGUUUACAUACUGGAAAAAAAACAAAAAUGCUCAAGUUUUGUCUUUUUUGGACCAUUUUUACUCUUGUGUCUGAGGGGGGUAACUGAUAUGCUGACUGACAAAGAGUGACUGUUUAAGAUUCUAGCCUUGUGAGAUUACUGUGAGUACAAAAACACAAAAGAGCAGCUGUGAAUGCAAGUAAUGACACUCCAUAAGUGCCUAAUGUUGUCUAUAAAAACGGAUUUAAAGAUGGGAAGCAAUAAAUUUGCUUUAAGUGAUCAAAA
Molecule: messenger RNA, 1648 nt
Organism: Scatophagus argus
Lineage: Eukaryota; Metazoa; Chordata; Actinopteri; Scatophagidae
Product: betaine--homocysteine S-methyltransferase 1
Exons: 8
Coding region: 63-1340 (425 amino acids)
Molecular function (GO): betaine-homocysteine S-methyltransferase activity; zinc ion binding
Source: RefSeq, a predicted model, not a curated record